Coccinella septempunctata (seven-spotted ladybird) is the source of this 2408-nucleotide messenger RNA. RefSeq names its product KIF-binding protein-like. The transcript is spliced from 8 exons. Bases 82 to 1611 code for a protein of 509 amino acids. The record is from RefSeq and is a predicted model, not a curated record. NCBI's taxonomy places the organism in Eukaryota, Metazoa, Arthropoda, Insecta, Coleoptera, Coccinellidae.
AUCCAGCUUUCUGACGUUUAAAAAUUCCAAAAUUUUGAAGUUCUUGUCGAAAAUUUUCAUUCAUAUUCUAUACGAUAAAUAAUGGCUUCUGAUUCACCGGAUGAAACUGCAUUCAAAGAGCUGAGAGCUAUAUUCGAAAAUUUGAGCGUAUACCUUCAUAAGGAUAAACAGAUCCAUGAAAGCGACCAAGAUAAAGAAACUGAAGGUGGAAAUGGGAGUAUAGUUGAUGGUUAUUUCGAACAAUUAUUCGAGAAAAUAGAGGGAUACCUCGUUUCAUCUGUGAAUUCUUCUCCAGAAAACGUGAAAUUUCUGUCAAUGAAAGCUUCAUUAUUGUAUGAAAAAGCAAAAAUAAGGCUUACACGGGAAUCUAGUUCUGAUGCCCUUUUGAUGUUGCAAGAUACGCUGAAGCUCAUUGAAGACUUUGCUGAUCACGAUUUCAUAAUAUUUCUGUAUUUGCGAAUAGUUAAUCACUUAUCCUACCUUCUGUCGAAAAAUGGCAGACUUGAGGAAGCAAGAAAUUUGUUAGAAAAUAUCUUAUAUAAAGAGUAUAGCCCGAAUGUAGUUGUUUACAGCACAGAAGAUUUGUUCAAGGCGGAAGAACCAGAAGCUUCAUUGUGUAGACUGAAAUUCAACAAGCUCAUGCUCAACAACGUUCAAAUGCUUGGUUGGAUUUACGGAAAGCUGGGUUUUCAUGAUCUCCACGCCUUCAUGGAACAUUUGUACCUGCAGAAGCAGCUGGAAAUCGAAGAUUUGAGUGUCUUACAUUGGACUUCUAAAUGUUGCCGUUUGGUAAUCAUCUACCUUACGGCCAACAAUUGGAUCUAUGCUAGAUAUUAUUUAGCUUCAGUUGGUGCUCUGCUAUCUGAAAAAAUGGGCGAUCCCAAGUCGACACCUGAACUGCCACAAGCUAAAGCUAACCUCAGUAAGGCGUGGAUUCACUAUGGACUUCAUUUGUUCAGUGCCAGCAAAAAAAAGCUGUUGGAGAAAAUAUAUGAUAAUGAAAACGACACCACGAAAACCGAAGAGAAAUCCCAGUUCCAAGUACUAGACCAGCACAAGUUCCGUGGAUUGCAAGUGACAGUGCCAAAUGUACCGUCAAAUUUCAUAACAAACACUCAAGAAGCCAGAGCACUCUUCAUUCAUACCCAGAACUGGUUGAAACAGAUACGUACUUUUUAUACGUUGAGGGAUUAUCCGCUUCAGUACGUGAACGCAGUGUUGGAUCUGAGUGAAUUAUACAGAUUUUUAGCAUUUUACGAGAACGAUCUAGAAUCCCAGUAUAAUGUUCAGAAAAGAAGGUCCGAGACUUUAGAAGCACCCAGUACUUUGUUGAGAGAGGUGAGACCAAGUUGUUAUACCGCCGUUAGCGUCGAACUAUGGAGAGAAUUGGCAGAAGUGCAAAUUGAACUUAUGGGAAUCAACUUGAAAAGGCUGUAUACAUAUGAAAGCGAACAAGAAACAGCAGAUAAUAUAAAGAAGAGAAUAGAAGCUGUUACAGAAGUUCACGACAAGCUCGAAGUGAUGGGAGAUACAAUACUAUCAGUACAGCAGAAGCAGGCAGAAGUUGGAAAUCAAGAAGCCACUUUAUCGUCCAGAGAAUAUUGUCCAUGAAAACGUUCACUGAAAUCGGGGACAGUAUAUGCCAAAGAGAGCUGUGAUUGUUCCUGUUAAAUUGUCAACAAAGUGUCUAAUGAUCGAUUUAUAAAAAUGUCAGUAUAAAAUUAAGAAUAUCUAAAAUGAAUCAUUUAAUUUCGAAACGUAGUACAGUUUUAAUUUUCAUUCUCAUUUCGAAAGAAAUAUGCUGUUAUACAUUUCCUUCCGAUUUUCAACUUGAAAUUUGUUCCAAUAAGAGAACGGAAAAUCACCAAAAAGAGGAAAAUCCAGAGCAAAAUUACUUUCCAGCCAUUAUUGAUAAGCUCAAAUGUUUAUUAUGUCUGACGAUAUCUUACGCCAAAUCCAUUUUCAAUAAUUUCGUGAAAGAUGCUUUUGCAGGGAACAAAUACUAUCAUUACAUCUCAAAGAACAUACAGAUAUAAACCUCCCCCAUCAUUAUUCGAAACACUGGCAAUAUGGACUGGAGCGGUUAGGGAAGACGAUGCCGAUGAAAUAUGGGUGUCACAAAAACUUUUCAUGUUGGCCUCUUCAUUAAUUUUCUCAAUGCUAUUUCUGUAUUAUGGACAAAAUUGGCUAGGGAAAUUAUGGAAGAUUACGGAAGUAGUAAAAAUCAGAAUUUAUCUAGAUAAUGAGAAACUCGUUACUACCAAAAUAUCUCCAUCAGUAUCGAUGGCUACAUGUAGAUCAGAAUUGGAUGAAAAUUAGCUAGUGUCAAAAUUUUGGUUCCACUUUCUGGGAUGAUAAAUAACAAACAAUGUAUAAAAAUAAAUGCUAUAAUAUAAUUUUCAAUCGUU